Molecule: messenger RNA, 333 nt
Organism: Heterostelium album PN500
Lineage: Eukaryota; Evosea; Eumycetozoa; Acytosteliales; Acytosteliaceae
Exons: 3
Coding region: 1-333 (110 amino acids)
Source: RefSeq, a predicted model, not a curated record
AUGAAUGCCACUACGGUGAGAGUCGAUCCCGAUUGUUGGAGCAGUUUGUUUAGACCGGCCAGUGCAUCCAACGGUGAUCUCAGAGACCGUCGUGAAGACGUGCGCUUCCGCAGCGGAGCGCUUCUCGAUCCAGUGGCGAUGGUAGAUUCCACGUUUCGACGCCUCGAAAUCCAUGUUCAAUGUACCUGUAUACCGUAUUUAUUCAUCAUGUUAUCGAUUACCGGUGAGGUCAGAGGUCCAGGAACCAACGGUUCAAACUCUGUCGAUGCAGUCUCUGGAUUAUAUGGUCCGAUGAGAGCAUAUCUAGAUUUAUAUUCUUCAACAGUAAUCUAA